AUGUCUGACCAAUUCCAAGAGAUCUUGGAUAUUCCAAAGGACUUCGUGAAGGAUGGCACCAUGUUCAUCAACCGCUGCACAAAGCCGGAUCGCCGCGAGUUCACACAGAUCUCGAGAGCUGUUGGCAUUGGUUUCAUUGUGAUGGGUGCUCUUGGUUACGUUAUUAAGCUGAUCCAUAUUCCUGUGAACAACAUCCUUGUUGGCGGUGCUUAA
Molecule: messenger RNA, 213 nt
Organism: Pseudogymnoascus destructans
Lineage: Eukaryota; Fungi; Ascomycota; Leotiomycetes; Thelebolales; Thelebolaceae
Gene: SSS1
Product: Sec61p translocation complex subunit
Exons: 3
Coding region: 1-213 (70 amino acids)
Biological process (GO): post-translational protein targeting to membrane, translocation; protein targeting
Cellular component (GO): Ssh1 translocon complex; membrane
Molecular function (GO): transmembrane protein transporter activity
Source: RefSeq, a predicted model, not a curated record